This is a messenger RNA of Eruca vesicaria subsp. sativa (arugula), 2196 nucleotides long. The record is from the annotation of a GenBank genome assembly. Lineage: Eukaryota; Viridiplantae; Streptophyta; Magnoliopsida; Brassicales; Brassicaceae.
ACAAGUCGCAGUUUCUUCUCUCUGUGGCGGCUCCACGGGACUCACCGAUCGGCGAUUCUCGUCUUUUCUAGGGUUUCGAUCUACAGAAUCACACGAAUUUUAGAAAUAAUGUCUGCGCCGGCGACCCAAACUCAACAACAUGAGCAGAAGAAGAAGCAAUCAGAGUCUCCUGGAGAAGAAGCCUUGAAGAAGAACACAGAUUGCGUUUACUUUCUCGCCUCUCCUUCUACCUGCAAGAAGGGAGCUGAGUGUGAGUAUCGGCACAGUGAGUAUGCGCGUGUGAACCCAAGGGAUUGCUAUUAUUGGUUGAGUGGAAACUGCUUGAAUCCCAAAUGUGGCUUUCGCCAUCCCGCUUUGGGAAAUCUAGGAGGUCUGCCUGCUGGUUCUGUACCGACAUCUCAAGCAGUUGUGAAACAGCCGUUUCCAUGUGUUUUCUUUCAAAAGGGCAUGUGUGCUAAAGGAGAUAUGUGUUCAUACAUGCACACUCCAAUUGUUGCUGGUUUUAAGAAGCAGCAUCCUUUAGAAGCUAAGCCUGCUGCUGAUCCUCAGUUUUCUACUGAGGAGAAGAAGCUUGUUGCACCCAGAGUCACACCUGCUCUAAGGGAUAGUAGAGGUGUGGAGGGGUAUAUUCCGAAGCAUGUUGGGUAUGAGCCUGUUGUGAAGAAAAUGGACGUGGGUGUUCCUUCUUUGACUGAUGAGAAUAACAGUUUUCACAAUGGGAAGGACGGAGAUGACGGCGUGAGAGAGUCGUCUCCUGGGUUUGACGUUUUUGUGGAUAACGAGGCAAGGGAUGAUGAGUAUUAUCAUGUUGGCGAUGGAUAUGGACGGAGAAGUCAGGAGGGACGGAACUCUUUGAAUGAGUAUGACUCUGAGUUUAGUGCAAUUGCUGGUGGUGGUGAUAGGGAAGGGUUCCGUGAUCAGCGUUUUGAUUCGUAUGAUAGGAGGGAUGACAGGCACGCAUGGGGCCACCGUCGAGGUUCUUCUGAGAGAGGAGAUCGUUUGGAAAGGAGGGUUUACGGGGAAAAUGAAGGAUCAGAGAAUAUACUUGCAUCGGAUCUGAGAUAUCGCUUGGCUAAGCAGAGGAAAGGUAAUGACUAUGCUGCUCCAGAGUCUUCAAUGGAAAGAGUAUAUAGAGACUCUCGUAGGAAUACACCGAGGGAAAGCUCCAUUAGCAGCAGCAGCCGUCUUCAGGGUAGAAUUAAGCUUCGUGAGAGAAGCAGUGACGAGGAAGGUCACUUUGGUAGGAGGGUUGAGAGAGGAAGGGACAGAAGCGACUUAUCUCAAAGUAGACUCCGAGAUAGGAUUAAUGGUAGGUUAGAGCAAGACCAUAGUGGUAAUCAGGAAAGAGAUCUCCGAGCUCCUUGGGUUAGAAGAAGAGAGACGGAAGAGGGCUUUUCAGUUUCUAAAGGCAGCAAAAAAGAGGAAAUUAAGACAGAGACAUCUCUGGGGAAGAGGAAAAGCUUGGAGGAGGAUCAUCAUCCUUAUAAACGAUCAGGAGAUUCCUUUGCAGCUCCAUUGCCUUUCAGUGAGAUUCUCAAGAGAAAAAGAGCUGCUGCAUCUGGUGGUAGCCUUGAGAACAAGGACCAGACUCCUGAAGAAACGAUAUCAGAAGAAGCUGGAGAUGAUGAGACCAAACUCAUAACAGAAGAGAAAACUGAGGCUGUGUUUGAACCCAAUCCAGCCAACGAAGCUGGACUAGAAGGAACGAUUAUGGAGGAAGGAGAAGAAGUGAAUGGGGAGGAGGAGCAAGUGUAUGAAGAAGAGGAGCAAGCUUAUGAAGGCGAUGAGCUAAACGGAGAGUACUAUUAUGAAGAAGAUGGAGAAUACGCCUAUGAAGAAGGCGAAGAAGUUGUUUACGCGGCUGAGGAAGGAGAAGAAGCAACAGAAGGAGGUGAAGCGGAGGGUGUAGAAGACAUUGAGAAGAAGACUGCUGGGAUGUUGUCAUAGAAAAAGAAGCGUUUCAAGGAGGAAAUGAUGAAUGAUUUCAUUGAUGGUGUAUGACAAAAAAGCUUUGCUCCUUCUGCUAAAUGCAAAUCUUGAGCGAAUAGUGAGUUUUAAAUCGCCAUGUUUUUCCGUUAUGAUUUCUUAAAUUGUAACAGUAGAAGAAAGAACAGAAACAAUAGUACAAGUACAACCCACAAAUUCUAAAUUUUUGUUCUUUAUAUUAAAAGCUAUUCAUAGUUUCAUAUUAAAAAG